AUGUCUGGAGACAGUCACAGUCGUGGUCAGAAGCGCAAGCUUGACCAGCAAGAAGGCAGAGAAUUGCUCAGCACAGGCGCCACCCUCGCCCGACUCAAUGGCGACAGCGACCCCGACUCGAUCAAGAAUGCCGCCGACUCUCCUGCUGCCACGACACAAGGUGCUAGCGACGACGGUGGAGAGUGGACUACAGUCGACCGUAGCUCAAAGCGCCAAAAGAAGGCCAACCAGAACUAUCCCCAAAUUAUUCAUGCCCCAACCGCUCGCCUUCAAUCUUUCGUCAAAAUCUCCGAUCUGCAAAAUCUCGUCCUCUAUCUAUUAGCCGAUGGCAGUGGCCCUCAAUGGAUUAGUGUGCGCCAUAAAAAAGACAUUGAGCGUGUCGUCUGCCUCAUGGUACCUGGCCUUGAAGCCGACAUGUUCAACGCCAACAUUAGUCUGGACCCAAGUCAAGACACUGUUGCCAAAGGCCCGUUUCAACAGGCGAACGCUGGCGCAGAAGCCACGCCUCCUUCGAAAAAGUUGAAAAUCACACCCGACGACUACUAUCCUGUCAAGCUCGUCGCUCCAAAACUGCCUGCCCCGUUACAGCCUUUCGCCGAAAUGUUCCCUCACAUCUGGCCGGUGAAGACUCCUGGAGAAUUCAACCGCAUGCACUCGCCGCUACAAGCUUUAUUGACAUCACCUCUGCCCAAAGCAAAAGACGAAAAGAAGAUAAAGGGCCCUAAGCCGCCAAGAGAAGGUGCAAGAUGGCAGAACCAGAGAACUCCCAUAACUGAGUUCUUAGCGACCAGAGAAGAGCUGAUGGACAAUGGAUAUGCUAUACACCCUGCCUACCUACGGACAGAUGCCGAGCGUGCGGCCGAGAAGGCAAGACGUCACAAGUUCUGUCAAUCAGAAGAGGACGGCUGGAUAAACCUGCCCGAAAUCUCGUCUCUUGAUGAAGGUAUUGUGCCAUCAGAGGAGAUUGAACAGGGCAGCAUUCUACAGGGUCGUAAUGUCUUGACAGUCGACUGUGAAAUGAUCUCCACAACAGAAGAGAAGUUCGCUCUUGCUCGUGUAUCCUUCAUAGACUGGGACGGCAACAUUGUGCUUGAUGAGCUUGUCAAGCCUCCUGGCACAGUGAAAGAUUAUCUGACACAGUACUCGGGCAUCACCAAGGAAAUGAUGGAGCCGGUCACACAAACCCUCGCCGAACUACAGGCAAAGCUCAAAGACGUACUCACCCCUCGCACAAUUUUGCUGGGCCACUCUCUCGACUCCGAUCUUCGCGCUCUUCGCAUUUCUUUUCCCUUCAUUGUCGACACUACCCUUAUCUAUCCUCACCCCAAAGGUCCUCCGCAAAAGUCAUCUCUCAAAUGGCUCUCCCAGAAAUACCUCUCCCGCGAGAUUCAAAAUCGUGGUCCACAAGGUCACGACAGUGUCGAGGACGCAAAAGCAUGUCUUGACCUUGUCAAACAAAAGUGUGAGAAGGGAAAGACAUGGGGUACUUCUGAAGCAACGAGCGAAAGUAUCUUCAAGCGUCUCAGUCGCGUUGGCGUAGAAGAUGAGAAAGACGAAGGUGGCAUGUUGUCUGAAGAGAAAGAGGUACAGGCAAAGACUGGCCGUACAGGCGCUGUCGUAGACUGGGGUGACCCGAAGCGCGGAUUUGGUGCUGCUGCCACUUGCACUGUCGCCUGCGAGAGUGACGCAGAUGUAGUCGCCGGUGUUCAACACGUCCUCGCUGGCCCUCAGACAACCGAAGAGGCCGAUGCCCCUGGCCAACACAUCCCCGUCGGCGGCUGCGAUUUCGUUUGGGCACGUUUUCGCGAACUCGAAGCCCUUCGUGGCUGGUGGACCCGCACAACCUCUGCGGAUGCAGCUGCUCGUCUCGCCAACACUCUUGCCGACAACAACGCCUCCGAAGGUCAAGAGAUCAGCACUUCGGCCCUUGCAGACGCUGUAACACGUACCACUGUAUCCGUCAAAGCCAUCUAUGAUUCUCUACCGCCAAAGACUGCCUUUAUCGUCUACUCGGGCGGUGGCGAUCCAACUGAGAUGCGCCGUCUUCAAUCCAUGCAACAACAAUACAAACGCGAUUUCCAGACCAUGAAGUGGGAUGAGUUGCCCAUCAAGUGGACGGAUGUUGAAGAGCAAGAGCUCAAGAAGGCUGCUAUGAAGGCUAGAUCUGGUGUUGGUUUUGUUGUGUGUAAAUAG
This is a messenger RNA of Aureobasidium melanogenum CBS 110374, 2193 nucleotides long. RefSeq lists its product as uncharacterized. Lineage: Eukaryota; Fungi; Ascomycota; Dothideomycetes; Dothideales; Saccotheciaceae. The transcript has a single exon. Gene Ontology annotation, cellular component: nucleus. The record is from RefSeq and is a predicted model, not a curated record. The coding region runs from base 1 to 2193 and encodes 730 amino acids. Gene Ontology annotation, molecular function: exonuclease activity; nucleic acid binding.